Metarhizium robertsii ARSEF 23 is the source of this 1332-nucleotide messenger RNA. RefSeq lists its product as uncharacterized. The transcript is spliced from 2 exons. Bases 1 to 1332 code for a protein of 443 amino acids. The record is from RefSeq and is a predicted model, not a curated record. Lineage: Eukaryota; Fungi; Ascomycota; Sordariomycetes; Hypocreales; Clavicipitaceae.
AUGAAGUCCACGAUCGUCAUCACCAUUCUGGCCGCCUGUGUUGCUACUUGGGAAUACCCCAACUGUGAACAUGACAACUUUUACCGUACCUUGAUCAAGAAGGCUCUUCAGGAUGAAGCCAAUUCCGUUUGCUUCGAUUGGCUUGCCAAGACUGUGACUGUGCCUCCUUCUAUUCCCGCCGAGUUCAACAACUGUGAUGCCGGGGCCGCCAGCUCUGCUUGUUCGUGCAUCACCUACGCGGCUAUUCACACGGCCGGUUCCGCCGCCACCACUACCAUCCCUUGGAUGUCUGCCUCUACCAGCACCAUCAACAAAAAUCCUCACACCAAUCCUCCCACAGUGGUGAUGACCACGACGAAACAGCUUCUUCAUACCGCCACCGCCAACACUGAGCGGCCUCGCACUAUAUCUUCUAUUGUUCAUGUUCCUCCUAUCAUGGCCAUUUCGACUGGGAGACUGCAAACGUCCCAAAGCACCUGUACCACUCUAACUACCCAGAACACUCACACUACCAAGCAAAGUACUUGCACGACCUACAGCAUCAAGCCACGCACCGUUACUAACACCGAAAGAUGCCGCACUGCAAUUUCUACUAGUCCCACGUCUCCUGUCAUCACCUUCACGACCAAGGGGCCGCCCACCACCAACACCACUCAGAACACGCAGGCUCACACCACCAAGCAAAGUACUUCCACAAUCUACAGCAUCAAGCCACACACCGUUACCAACGCCGAAAGAUCCCGCACUGCAUUGUCUACUAGUCAGACGUCUCCUGUCAUCACCUUCUUCACCAAGGGGCCGCGCACCACCCAACACACCCACACCGCCCAGCCUCCCAACACCACUCAGAUCACGCAGGCUAUUCAGGAUACUCGGGAUACUCAGACCAUUCAGACUACUCAGGCCGCUCACAACGCGAAGACUAUCAAUUGUGAUGCUUCCACCACAUACCGCAUCGAGACACACGCCACUCAACCGCACGCAACCUCGUCUUGCUUUGGGCAAUCCGGCUGCCCCGUUGGCAGCAUCACCAUCACUCCCUACCACCCAGGCGCUGCCACUGUGCGCCGCAAGGUCUCCGCUAUUUCUGUCGGUUCGAAUAUUGUCGCGUUACGCGGUUGCAGCAAAACGGUUGCGUGGCCAGACAACAGAGGCACCAUUAUUCGACAUGCCACUGUGCGCCGCAAGGUCUCUGCCCUGUCUGUCGGUUCGAAUAUAGGUGUUGCCACUCCCGAGCCCUCUGAUUCCCUAGUCGUUGCUGCAGCCGCUAGUCAGAUUAUUGCCAGCCUCGGCCUUGUCGCCGCUGCGGCAGUUGGAGCUCUCCUUUUGUGA